Messenger RNA from Ilex paraguariensis (yerba mate), 543 nucleotides. Lineage: Eukaryota; Viridiplantae; Streptophyta; Magnoliopsida; Aquifoliales; Aquifoliaceae. The record is from the annotation of a GenBank genome assembly.
AUGGCCAGAGGUAGUUCUAUAUGUUUUCUUUUUGGGUCUUCUUGGUUCUACACCAAUAAUCCUAAAAUUGGGAAAUCUGAUCCGAAAGAAACCUAUGCACCGUUGGAACUUUGUUGUCCGCAGUGGUCAACCUGGAGCUCCAUUCCCAUCUGGAAACCCUUCAAAUUCUUGGAGCAGUUUGAUACUGGGAAUGGUAUUGUCGAUAAUCACACCGUUCAGGAGGCACAGAUUUUGUAUUAUCAAUGUGUAGAUAAGGUGGAUGUGGUUGUUAAAACUGCUGAAGUAGUUGUCGUGGUGGUGGAGAAGGGAGCCGAGGAAGUGGAAAAGAUCGCAAAGGAAGUAGUAGAGAAACUUCCUGAGGGUGGAAUUAAAGCUGAUGUGAGUCUUCUUGGAAAUAUCGCUAAAGAAACUGCCAAGGAUUCUCAUAUAGCUAAAGACGUAAUUCACAAGGUGGAGGAGGUGGAGACAGAGGUUGGAUCCUUUUUUCGAUCAGUCCCAAAUAAAGAAAAUAAGACCACCAAGGAAGGCAGUGAAAGUCAUUGA